ACUGCUCGUGCCGAUAGGCCGUAAAAGGUUAAGAAUUUAGACUAAAUAUUAACUAAAAAUGUCAUAAACUUAGUUCAUUCCACAAGGAAAAUAACUAAUUUUGUCUCUGGAGACUGGGAGAAUACUUUCACUACAUAUAUUACUUUCAUGAGAAGUGAGCCCCGGAGACUAUAAAACUCAAAAAUGUACUCAAGACUCCAUAAUUGCGGCUGGAAAGGCAUCCAAACUCGUCUCACAUCGGCAAGGAACUACAGCGCGAGCAUAUUGAAGAAAAAAGAGAAUUUCCACGGAAAAGUGUUGCCAGGGAAAGUCCUCCAUGGAUUUAUGUGCAAAAAUGUUGAGCCCAUCCCUGAAUACAACAUGACAGCAUACUUGCUCACUCAUGAGAAAACUAAAACUGAAUAUUUGCAUUUAGAAAGAGAUGACACAAACAAUGUGUUUUCAGUCGGUUUCCGUACUACUCCUCUAGACUCUAUGGGUACUCCACACAUUUUGGAACACACAGUUUUGUGCGGAUCUGAGAAGUAUCCAGUUAGAGAUCCGUUUUUCAAAAUGCUGAACAGAUCCUUGGCUACAUUCAUGAAUGCUUUAACCGGGCCAGAUUAUACAUUUUAUCCGUUCUCGUCACAAAAUGAAGUUGAUUAUAGAAAUCUCCAAAGAGUCUAUUUAGAUGCGGUAUUCAAACCAAAUUUGUUACGGUUAGAUUUCUUGCAAGAAGGAUGGAGAUUGGAACACUCAAAUUUAGAAGACAGAAGCUCUAGCUUAAACUUUAAAGGAGUUGUCUAUAAUGAGAUGAAAGGGGCUUUCUCUGAGACCAAUUCACUGUUUGGACAAAAGUUUAUAAAUACUAUUCUUCCACAAGGUACAUAUGGAUAUGUUUCCGGAGGGGACCCACUGUGCAUUCCAGAUUUAUCACAUGAGCAUUUAAAGAAAUUCCACGCCACACAUUACCAUCCAAGCAAUGCCAAAAUAUAUUCCUAUGGCAACUUCCCUCUAGAAUCUAAUUUGAAAAUGCUAAAUGAGAUGUAUUUGAACAACUAUGCAUAUUUAGAUCCGUCAAACACUGUAGUUCCCCCACAAGAAAGAUGGCAACAGCCAAAACAUGCUAACAUAAACUGCAGGGUAGAUCAAUAUGGGGGUCCUAUUGAAAAACAAAACCAAAUCGCUAUAGGCUUCGCUAUGUCAGAUAUAACCAACAUAUUUGAUACAUUCAUGCUCACUGCUCUAGCUGAACUGAUGAUGAUUGGACCCAACUCUGCUUUUUACAAAAGUCUGAUUGAGAAGAAUAUUUCUGGAGGUUACAAUGGCCUUACGGGUUAUGAUAAUCAAAUUAGAGACACCCUAUUUGUGGUUGGAUUGAGAGAUGUUGAAACUUCAAACUUUGAAAAAAUAGAAGAUAUAGUUAAUAAGACUAUUCAUGAAAUACAUGAGAAGGGUUUUAAAAAGGAUCACAUUGAGAGUGUACUUCAUGGUUUUGAGCUGUCUAUUAAGCAUCAAUCUCCUAAGUUUGGACUUAACCUACUUUUCAACUUGAUGCCCAUGUGGAACCACAAUGGAUCUGUCCUAGAUGCCCUCAAAAUGAACACUUUGCUUAAGGAACUUAAGCAGAGCUUGACAAAGCCAAGUUAUAUAAAGGACACCAUUGAGAAAUAUUUCCUUGAGAACAACCAUAAACUAGUAAUGACCAUGCAGCCUGAUCCUAAAUUUGAUGAUGUGUUUAAUGAAGCUGAAAUUAAACUGCUGAUGUCCAAAACAGCAGCUCUCACAGAUGAAGAUAAGAAAGCUAUAUUUGAAGAUGGAAUAGCUCUUUCAAGAGCUCAGAAGAAAGAGCAGAAUUUAGAUGUUCUGCCUUGUCUGAAGCUAGAAGAAAUUACAGCGACAAAGACAGCUCCUGCAAUCAAACACACCAUGGCAGGCACAGUCCCCUUACAGCUAUUAGAAGCCAAUACCAAUGGAGUCACCUAUUUCAAAGGUGUACUUGGAACUGAGAGCCUCAACCAGAAACAAUUGGAAAUGUUGCCAUUCUUCAACUAUAUUCUGGACAAGUUUGACACAAAAUCUCACAACUACAGAGAAUUUGAUCAAUACAUCAGCAAGUCUACAUCUGGAUUGACAGUCAACUGCCAUAUUACAGAACAUAUUGACCAACCAGACCAAUAUGAGCAAGGCACACUCAUAUCAAGCCACUGUCUUGAUGAGAAUCUGCCAAAAAUGCUUGAUAUUUGGAACGAAAUUUUUGCCAAACCAAACUUCCAGAAUAAAGAGAGACUUGGCAUGCUCUUGACGAACUACUGCUCUUCUUUAACCAGUGGAAUUAUUGACAGUGGACAUGUUUACGCCAUGCAGAUGGCAAAAUCACUAGUCUCUUCUGUAGACAAAUGCAAGGAGCAACUUCAGGGCAUACAACAUGUCAUCAACAUGCAAGAAGUUCAGAAGAAAUACAAAACUGAUGAGGUGGGACAUAUAAUGGAUGAUAUCGCGUCAAAAAUCUUAAAUGGCAACAAUCUUAGAGCAGCUUUCCAUUAUUGCAACACAAACACAAAUAUCCUCCCAGCAGUUGAGGAAUUCUGCACUGAACUAUGUAAAGAUUCCAAAGAGCUGAACCGAAUUAACUGGAUCGAUUCAGAGAAAUUACCAAAAACUCAACGCGGGAUACAAGUUCUCAUGAAUAUCCCAGUGAAUUUCUGCUCGAAAGUCAUCCCAACUGUAGGAUACACUCACCCAGACUAUCCCAAAUUACGCGUACUAUCCAAAUUCUUGACCUCGAAAUACUUGCACCCAAUAGUCAGAGAACAAAAUGGCGCUUAUGGUGGUGGAGCAGCUCUAUCCUUAGAUGGAAUCUUUAGCUAUUACUCCUAUAGGGACCCGAACUCGAGGACCACGCUUGACGUUUUUGACGAGACAGCAGAAUGGAUGUCUAAGAAUUCCUCUCUUGUAGAUGAUCAGAAUUUAUUCGAAUCCAAACUGUCCAUCCUCCAACAAAUGGACCAGCCUGUCGCUGAAUACAUGAAGGGGAUAGACUUAUUCCUCUUUGGAUUGUCUUACGAUAUUUGGAAGACUCAGAGGGAGAGAGUUUUGGCCGUUAACGCUAAGGACUUGGUUGAGGUGUGCCAGAAAUACUUGACCCCUGACAAAUGGGCUGGAAAGUGUGUUAUCGGAGAAGGUUCAGGACAACAAAUAGAUAAGCAUGGAGAGUCUUGGGAGAAGCUUAGUGGACCUCAACAGUAAAAUAGAGGAGUUUAUAAAUUUAUCUCAGUUUUGAAUAUAAGAGGGCCUUGAAAGUGUCUGGACAAAGACUUAGACGGAAUAUACGCGUUAUGAACGAUAUGAAACGUCUGCUAAACAGAGCUGAAAACUUCCAAGUAUUAUUACUUAAUUGAGAUUCUCUCUAUGGAAUUAUGGACUGGUUCCUUAAGUAAGCCGUCAUCAGGAAAAAGAUACGUAUUUUAUUUUUCAAUGUGGUUGAAUUUAGGUGUUCAUUGUUCUUAUUUUUUUUUUCUCUCUAAAAACAUAUUGUAGUCGUUAUUUAUUACAGAGUAUUUGUGGAGUUUAAAUACUGUUGUAAAUAAAUGUAUUCUUCUUA
Molecule: messenger RNA, 3583 nt
Organism: Leguminivora glycinivorella
Lineage: Eukaryota; Metazoa; Arthropoda; Insecta; Lepidoptera; Tortricidae
Product: presequence protease, mitochondrial
Exons: 2
Coding region: 184-3228 (1014 amino acids)
Biological process (GO): protein processing
Cellular component (GO): mitochondrial matrix
Molecular function (GO): metal ion binding
Source: RefSeq, a predicted model, not a curated record